Entrophospora candida is the source of this 849-nucleotide messenger RNA. Lineage: Eukaryota; Fungi; Glomeromycota; Glomeromycetes; Entrophosporales; Entrophosporaceae. The record is from the annotation of a GenBank genome assembly.
AUGUCUUCUUUGGUUUUACGCUCAUUAAAUAAAAGAUUAAUAAAUAACUCUUUUGGUAGAUCAGGAGGUUCAAUUCAUUAUUACCAUAAUAUAUUAACAGAAAGUCAUGGAACAGUUGGAUUGAUUACAUUGAAUCGUCCAAGGCAAUUGAAUGCUUUAUCAAGUGAUUUAUUUCAUGAUGUUAAUGAUGCAUUGGAAAAGUAUGAUAGUGACCCGGAAAUUAGAGCAAUUGUAAUUACUGGAAGUGAAAAGGCUUUUGCUGCUGGAGCAGACAUUCAAGAAAUGGCAGAUAAAACUUUUGCAGAAGUUUAUAAGACAAAUUUUCUUUGGCAUUGGGGGAAAAUUAAUGAAAUAAAAAAGCCAAUUAUUGCUGCUGUUAAUGGUUAUGCUUUGGGCGGUGGAUGUGAAUUAGCAAUGAGUUGUGAUAUAAUUUAUGCAGGUGAAAAGGCUAUAUUUGGUCAACCUGAAAUUAAAUUAGGUGUAAUACCAGGUGCUGGUGGAACUCAAAGACUUACAAGAGCGAUUGGUAAAUCAAAAGCAAUGGAAAUAAUUCUUACAGGUAAAAAUUUUACAGCUCAAGAAGCAGAACAAUGGGGACUUGUAAGUAAGAUAUUCCCGGUGGAUAAAUUACUUGAUGAAUCAAUUAAACUUGGUCAAGAAAUUGCUGGAUUUUCACAGCCAGUCACUCAAGCUGCUAAAGAGUCCAUUAAUAAAUCAUUUGAAUUAUCAUUAAAAGAAGGAAAUCAUUUUGAAAGAAGAUUGUUCCAAACUCUUUUUGCAUUGAAAGAUAAAUUUGAAGGUAUGGAGGCAUUCCUCAAGAAACGUCUACCACAAUGGAAACAUGAAUAA